CAUGUUCGUUCCCUUCGAAUUGGAAUCUCACUUAAGAUGGCGAAAUACCCUGUGAAGUCCACUUCGCAGUCCACUUAGGAACGCACCUAAAGUCAAAGCCCAUUUGAUAUUAGUCUCCUUUGUCGGAUACACCUUUCAUAAAUGUGACAGGAGGUGUCCACAAUAAAAUGUUAGUUGUGCUUUUUGGAAAUAAUUGAUUUUUCUAAAUAAAUAAAUAAAUAAAUAAAAACUGGCAGAAGUUAUCUAGAGUCUAGACCAAUCAGAAAACGUCUGGAACCCCGGCGCGCAAACCAUUUCAAAAUAGGCGUCACGCGAGUCAAACAACUGACGUCGGGUAAAAGCCGUUGGUUAACGGAGUCGUAUCAAUCAUAAAAACAGUUCAGAAGGAGUUCGUGUGAAUUGUUUAAAGGUAAAAUGUUUUAAAAUUACGUUUAAUUACGUUCACAUAGUGGAAGAGUAACGAACAUUUGAUCAUUUGUAGGCUAAGGAAUGAAUUAGCUUACCGUUUUUACGUCAACGUUAGCUGCUAACGUUAACUGUCUAAAAAUGUUCGACUUACAUUCUCAGCUAGCAAGUAGCUAACCGUUAAUGUUAUCUCAAAGGGGGAAAGCCAUGAACAAUAAAACUAUUCGUUAUACAUUUCUGAUGAUUUUUAAGUGCUAUUUCGUUUGACUCCACAGUAUGCAAAAACCAUUCAACUUCAAACUCUUGGUGCCCCCAAGAGCUCAUUUGAAUCAAGUGUAUGCGGUGAAGCCUCAGGAAACAGGCUUGUUUGAAGAAAACGGGGGAUUUCCAUCCAAAAUGGUGCUUCCUACGAAGGCAUCCAGACCAGAGGGUGUGAAGAAGAUUGCAGUCAUGCCAAUGGAAAAGGAGGAGACAACAUUAAGAUCCAGCCAGUUGUACUCCAGAUUGCUGGAUGAAGCUGAGAAAAUUAAAAUGUGGAAGUUCAGAGUAGAUUCUGAGAUUUCACAAAAAGACAGGAAGCUUCAGGAGAACAGAAAAACAAUUGACACACAGCGCAAAGCCAUUCAAGAGCUUCAGUUUGCAAAUGAAACUCUGAGCAUGAAAUUAGAGGAUCAACUCAAUGAGAAUGAAGACCUUAGAAAUAAAAGUAAUGCUACCAGAAAUUUGUGUAACAUACUAAAGGACACAUUUGAGAGAUCUGCUAAGAAAAUGAGUCUGUUUGAGGCUGAACGGGAAGAAACUCAUGAUCUGUUUAUACAGAACAGUGAGAAUAUUCAGAGGAUGGUGGCAGCAUUUGAGAGUCUUCGAAAGCAGGCAGAGGCUGAUCAGCAGGAAAUGUUGACAUUAAGAGAAUGCCUUGCACAGUUUGAGGAUCUUAAAGUGAAGUUCCAGAGUGAAUGUCAUGUGAAGGAGAAGGAGGUUGCCAUGCUUCAAGAAAAGCUCCAAGAAAAAGAAAACAAUCUCAAAGAUUUUUCAGUGAAACUCCAAGAGGCAAAGCAAAGCUGCAGUUUGCUAGAGGAGUCUGCAAGGAAACAUCAGAAAUUACUUCAGAAUGUUACACAGGAUCGGGAGGUGCUUGAGGAAAAACUGAGGGUGACGGAGCAACUCAAAUGGGAUAUUGAGGAAAACCAGAGAGCCUUAACUGACAAACUGGAGCAAAGCAAGGAGAACCAUGAGAAAGUUCUUCAAAAGAAAGACACUGAACUAGAGGAACUAAACAACAUCAAAGAGCAACAGUCAAACCAACUUGCAGAGAUGCAGCUGACAGUGAAUUCUUUGCAGUCCUCACUAACUUCUGAGAUACAGAGGGUAAAAGACCUUGAGACAAAGAUAACAUCAGUGGGGAAUGAACUCAGUGUCAAAAGCGCAGAAUUGGAAGUUAUCAAGGGGCAGAAAGACGACCAUAGCAAGCAAAUACAGAUACUUCGAGAUGAGCUGAAUGAGAAGUCAAACUCACUCUGCUCUAUAAAGGAGGAAUUAAAGACAAGUGAGGUUCAGAUGUUCCAGCUUAUUGCUUCACUGGAAGAAAAACAAAGUGAGGCAAAUCAUUUGAAGGAUGCAGCGGAGAGUGUAACCACAGAAAAUAAAAACAUGAUGGAGGCCCUAACAAAAGCUCGACAUGAUAAUGAAGAGUUGCAAGAAGCUGUUGUUUUAAAAGAGGUUAAAUUAAAAGAGAUGGAGGAACAAUUGUCAGGAGCUUUGGAAAGAUGUUGUAAAUCAUCUAAAGAGGUAGAAAGAUUGGAGAGGAACUUAAAGGAACAGAAGGAUUAUUACAAGGAGCUGAUGUUGAAGUUUAAUGACCUGCAGAUGCAGAAAGACGUCAUUCAACAACAGGUUGAUAGUGGUGCUUCAGAGAAGAAAGUCCUUCAGUCUCAUCUAAUGGAAAGCAAUGUAAAUGCCGAACGGGAGAAGACGGAAAAAGAAAGACUUGAGAGAGAGAAGCAACAGCUUCAGGAACAGGUGAAUAUUUUAUCUGCAAAAAUAGCUGGUCAGGGUGAGGAGAGAAAGAAUGCUCAGGAGCAGUUGAGAGAGACUGGCAAAAGUGCAAAGAGAGAACUUCUCAUAAAAGAAAAAAAAAUCAAAGCAUUGGAGUCAAAGAUAAGUAAACUUCAGGAAGAUUCAGAUAAUUUAAAGAAACAUCAGGAAGAGGAGCUUCAGAAAAUACGCUCUGACUUUGAAGACAAAUCAACAGCAGAGGCACAACUCAACCUUGAGAUGCAAAAACUGAAGCAAACCGCCAUGGAGGCAUUGAAGAAUAAAGAUGACACAGAAAUGAAAUGCCAGCAAAAGAUAUCAGACAUGGUUGCUUUAAUGGAGAAGCACAAGCAUGAGUAUGACAAAAUGGUAGUAGAAAAAGAUGCUGAGCUGAGUGACAAACGGAUGAAAGAAGCUGAAGUCAACGCAAGCAAAGCAUCACUGGAACUGGAGCUGUCCCACCUGCAAGUAGAAAAUGAUGAGCUGAGACAACAACUUGAAAAGCUCAGAGAAGAAAAGAUGGACUUGAGGACACCAGUUUCAUCUCUUGAAAAAGACACACUUUACCAGAUAGCUGAAAUCAAACCAAAGAAGGGAGGAAACAAGAUCUCUAAAACUCAAAAAGCUGGCACUACUAAGAAGACUCUGUUUGAGAAAGAAAAUGAAACUCCAUCAAGAAAUGAAUCUUACACUCCUGCUGGAGAAGUGAACAAAGUCCUUCAUACCCCAUUAUGGAGCCUGAGCAGAAAAACUCGAACGCCUCAAAUAGAGUCAUUCAGAAUCUGCACACCACCCUCACCUGAGAUGAAGGGGUCUUGGAAGAAAAACAUUCUUAAGCUGGACCCAAAGUCAGACAACUCUGAGAGCAGUGACAUACUGAGUUUCUGUCCAAGACCUGUUAAAUCCUAUGCAAAGAAACCUAUGCAGCCAAAAGACCCAAACACUGGGAGUUUGGACAUGGUCAAGAAGGUGCAGAGCUCUUUGAUGUGUAAGUCUCCUGGAACAGCGCUCAAACUGGCUGCAAUGAAGAGAAUGCGAGAUGCUGGAUGGACCACCGUUAGCAGUUCAGAUAAGAAGAAGAAAAAAGUGACAGACAAAAUCUUUGCUUGAAACUCUAUGCAUAAAAAAUGUAAUGUUUCUUUUUUAUUAUAAUUAUUAUUACAUAGUGCACGACACUCCUUAGACAACAGCGUUUGAUUGUUUACAAAUUAUACUGGUGUUUGAAUUGGCAGAAAUAUUUAUAUUAUUUAUUCUAAGCUCUCAAAACAAUUUCACGUUAUAGUAUGUUCCGUUAAUAUACAGUACUUUACGAUAUUUAUCAAAAGAUGUUCCUGGGACAGUUGUUGGUUCCAGUUACAAAUCUUUGUAUUUAUAUUUGUGUUUUUCUGUUGUUCAGUAACAGAAAAAUGAACAGUAAAUGUUGUUCAGUAAUUUCAUUAGUUCAAA
Pimephales promelas (fathead minnow) is the source of this 3885-nucleotide messenger RNA. Lineage: Eukaryota; Metazoa; Chordata; Actinopteri; Cypriniformes; Leuciscidae. The record is from RefSeq and is a predicted model, not a curated record.